Penicillium arizonense is the source of this 1671-nucleotide messenger RNA. RefSeq names its product F-box protein. The transcript has a single exon. The record is from RefSeq and is a predicted model, not a curated record. Gene Ontology annotation, molecular function: protein binding. Bases 1 to 1671 code for a protein of 556 amino acids. NCBI's taxonomy places the organism in Eukaryota, Fungi, Ascomycota, Eurotiomycetes, Eurotiales, Aspergillaceae.
AUGACUUCGAUUGGCCAGAGCAUUGCUCUCCCUUUGGAGCUGUGGCGAGAAAUUACAUCCCAUCUACCGAAUCGCGAUAUCAAGUCCAUGCGCCUCACCUCUAAACAAUUCUCCAAUGCAGUGGAACUGCGUCUCCAGCGAGUGUUUUUGUCGGCUAACCCCUUGAAUAUCGAAGUCUUUCUUGCUGUCGCAGACCAUGAGAAGUUCCGGCACCGGGUCACAGAGAUCGUCUGGGACGAUGCCCGACUUCCCAGGGGCCCUCGAACACGGAGCGGACUCCCUGGCUGGGAGAAUGAAAUGGUAUCAGACGAGGAAACCAGUGAUAACGAGACCGAGAUAUGUCGCUUUCGCGGAAACUGUGAGCUAGACUGGCCUCGCGAAUAUAGCGACGAUGACGACGAUGAGGAUGACGAGGAUGAUGAGGGAGGAGGCAACCCUGCCAAUCAGCUACGGAGAAGUAUAAAAUUCAAAGGCAAAGAUUGUCCUGUGUGGUUCAAGGCCGCAUGCGCUGCGAGUGUCGAGGAUACUUUCUGGCGUCAAGCCGGUGACAACGGGAUAGACGAUGAAGACCCGGAUUACAAAACUAUAAGAAAGCUGGGCUCGAUCGGGCCUCCGCUGAGUGAGUGUUGGGAGUUUUAUCGGACUUUGAUCCGGCAACAAGACGAUGUCCUAGCUAGGAAAUUUGACGAAGAAGCAUUCAUUCAUGGAAUAAAACAAUUCCCUGCACUCAAGAAAGUGACGGUCACGCCUGCAGCCCAUGGUAUUCUUUUCACCCCGCUUUAUCAAACUCCUAUGAUCCGAUCCUUCCCGCAAGGAUUCAAUUAUCCUAUCCCCCGCGGAUGGCCACUUCCUAGCCACGAACAACCAGAGGAGGUAUAUUCGCUUCCUUGGAAAAGGCUCAACGAAGUGCAGAAAGAAAAGUUUCACGGAUUCCGCAUUGUGGCACGCGUGCUCGCUCAACAAAAAAAUGAUGUGGUCGAGCUUAGUCUAGAUUCCCGCCUACUUCGCACGGGGAUUAACUGUACGAUCCUCGAUGAUCCUUGCGAGGAACACGAUCACUUAGUAACGCUGCUCAAGAAACCGGGCUUCCGUCACCUCGAUCUUGCCAUUAGUCUCGCCGGGACGUGGCAAUCAUUUCCCCAUGAUAGACUUUAUGAGGCGUUGAGCGAAGCAGGCGAUCUAGAGGAGAUCAGCCUCGCUACCACAGGGAUAGACGCCGAAAACGAGCACAAGAAUCUGCACAGUAUCACGCCUGUGCCCUUGAAAAGCAUAUUUCCCAUUGAGAAUUGGCCCAAACUCCGACACUUUAAGCUAUCACGUUUCAUAGUCAGCCAAUCCGACGUCAUAUCGUUCCUUUCAGAACUACCUAAAACGGUACGAUCUGUGAACUUGAGCUUUUUGAAAUUCGUGGACAACGGAAAUCAUUGGCAUUCUUUGCUUACGGAGAUGCGCGAACAGAUUCGGGAAAAGCGUCUCUGGUCAGAUCGACGGCGAAAUGUCACCAUCGGCUGCGAUCAAGACAUAUCUCUCCCAGGGCGUGCAAAAUGGAUUGGAAAGGAGGUAGACGAAUUCUUAUACGAGAACGGAGAAAACCCGUUCUUUGACCCUCCAAUGGAUAUGGUUAGAACCGGAUAUGGGACCGAGAAAGAUGCAUUGGACCCCAACAACUAG